AUCUCUGCGUAUCUUUUGCGCAGACUCCGUCGGACCCAAACAAAAAGAGAAACUGCGAUCAAUCAGCGGCCGAUCCGCGAUUCUCUGGUUCCGUGUGGUCGUGUCAAGUGUAUCAGGAUCAUCCGGAUUCCCCAAACAUUGGUGUAGAGGGGUGCGGGAUCCGGGAAAGGCGGAGGUUUAACCGGAGCCGGUCCGGAUCAGCGCGGGUUUGGUUCGGGCUCGGGGGUCUGGAGGACGUGAAGGCGUGAAAAUGUCAACAACGGUCAUCUGAUGAACCAAAAAGCACCAGAAGCACAAAGAGACGAGCUUUCACCUGCUUUCACGCAGAUCCAAAACCGAUCCGGUUCGGCUGAACGCUUGGAUUAGCUUUAGCUUUAGCAUGACAGCAGGGAUGCGCUGAUUCUGACCCGUUUCAUCGUCUUUCCACAGGCUAGCGGAUGUUACGGCCGCGUCCAUGGAGUUUCCUCAGAUGACACGUGUGUUCAGCGCUCAGGGAUUUGGGGCAUGGUGACUGCUGUCCGUCAGCCAGAGCAGAGGCGUCACGCAGGGGCCGUCUGGACCUGAAGGAAGAGCUCCAAAACAGGACGCGUUUAAAACGACAGCGAGAGAGACAUGGGGCAGUGUGUGACUAAAUGUAAAAACCCCACGUCCUCUCUGGGCAGUAAAAGCGGAGACAAGGAUGGCAAGUCUCAUGGGAAGAAAGGCGGUGGCGGGACGCACAAGGAGGAGGUUGCCAAAUCAUCUGCCGAGGUCAUAAUUAAUGGCACCAAAGUGUCGGAGGGGACAGUGGAAGGUCCCGUAGCUCCGGUUAUCUCAGCGGUGGAUGUGCGGCGUGAUCAGUCUGCACAGGACGGGGACGGAGUCUCCAUCGAUCGGAUACAUAAGAUGUUCUUGUGUUAUAAGGACGAACAUGAAGACUCUAUCCUGGAGGAGGGCAUGGAGCGCUUCUGCAAUGACCUGUGCGUCGAUCCGGCUGAGUUCAAAGUUCUGGUGCUGGCGUGGAAAUUCCAGGCUGCUACCAUGUGCAAGUUUACAAGGAGGGAGUUUGUGGACGGCUGUAAGGCGAUCCAGGCUGACAGCAUCCCGGGAAUCUGCUCUCGGUUCUCCGUGCUGCUAGAGGAGUCCCGUGGAGAAGAGAGUUUCAAGGACCUCUACCGCUUCACCUUCCAGUUCGGUCUGGACGCAGAGCAGGGCCAGCGGUCUCUGCAGCGCUCCAUCGCCAUCGCUCUGUGGAGGCUGGUCUUCACGCUGGACACUCCGCCGGUGCUGGAGCGCUGGCUAGACUUCCUGUCAGAGAACCCGUGUGCCGUCCGCGGCAUCUCUCGGGACACCUGGAACAUGUUUCUGAACUUCACGCAGAGCAUCGGCCAAGAUCUCAGCAACUACAGUGAGGAUGAGGCCUGGCCGAGUCUGUUUGACUCCUUUGUGGAGUGGGAGACGGAAAGACGGAGACGGGAACACACCGAAACAGACCCCAAUGGAGACUGCGAAGCCUCGUCCAUGUGACCAGGAUGUUUUUAUUUCAUUUGGGAUGAUGAUGAUGAUGAUGAUGAUGGUGAGUUCUGGACUGAUGAUUUGUGACUCGUAUUAUUAUUAUAAUUAUUAUUAUUAUUAUUAAUUUUUUUGUUUUUCUCUGGUCUUACCACAAUGGGCAUCUCAGUGUGCUCUCGGACUUUGUUUUUUUUAACGAAAGGGCUCCAAUCGAAUUGUUUUUUUUUUUAAAGCACUUUUAUUUAAGUUAUUACUGUUUAAGUUGUUUUAAGUAACGUUUGCAUUUCAUCCAGAGCGGUUUCUUCUCACUGAUGUUUGUUUGGGAUUCACUGACGCGCCAAAGAAAAGGGAAUUCUGUCCGCUGCCUGCAGAUUUUGAGCACACACACACACACACACACACACACAUAUAUAUGAAUUAGUGUUGUCAUGAAACUGCAAUUUUUGGUACCAAUCGGUCCUGAGCUUUUAAAAACGUCCAUUUCCCUCUAACAUUUGAGUGCUGUCGAGCGUGUUCUUAAACACUGCUGAUUAACCAUUGUGUUCACCAGUGCACAACAGAAAUUACUGUGGUUGGCUGUAAAUGUCAUCGAUUCAACAUUCUUGACCAAAUAUAUAGACCAAUGGUCUCAAACUCAAUUCUUGGAGGGCUACCGGUCUGCACAUUUUAGCUCCAACCACCUCCACCUCACACCCAGCUCUCCAGGAUUUGAGUUUGGGACCACUGAUAUAGACAGAAUAUUGACACUGGAGCGUUUCAAAGUCUGUCUAUGAGCUGACAUACAAGCGACGUGACUUUGAAACACUCCAGUUUCAUGUAUCUGUGUUUACAUUCGGUGAACAACAGUGAAUUGAUGAGCUUCACAGCCAAUCACAGUCAUUUUUGUUGAGCACUGGUGAACACAAUGGCCAAUCAGCAGUGUUUCUAUGCUAGUGGGAAAUGGACGUUUUUAAUACUUCAGUAUUGAUUUGUACUGAAAAUCCAGUAUCGUGACAACACUAAUAUGCAUAUAUAUAUAUAUAUAUAUAUGCACAAAAAGAAACCCAGACUUGAGUAAUGCCAGCAGAAAUGCUGUUUUUAACGGUUAUAUUUGGGUUUCAUUCUGGGUGUGUGGUGGUAAUAUUGGUUGUGUUUUACAUCAGACUGCGGUGAUUGAUGUCCUAAAACCCUCAACCUCAUUUCUCAUGUGCUUCCCUGCUCAUUUCUGACUUGGUUUUGUUUGUUUUGGUUAUUUCAUUCACAUCAUUUCUGAAUUCUUCAUUAAUUCUGCAGUUCGCUCAUGUAUUCUCAACGGUCAGAUGUAUGUAUGUAUGUGUGUGUGUGUGUGUGAGGGAAAUACUGAUUCAUUUGCAGUUGGAUGUCUGCUGUGAGCGUUUUCUUUUAUUUUACAGUUUACAUUAUUCUGUUUUUUUUAAUUCAAAGUGAUUUCAUUUCAGUCUUUUGUGUCUGGUUUUAUAUAAAUGAAACAGUUUAUAAUUAAUAAAAAUGUGUUGAGCA
Molecule: messenger RNA, 2988 nt
Organism: Danio aesculapii
Lineage: Eukaryota; Metazoa; Chordata; Actinopteri; Cypriniformes; Danionidae
Gene: dcun1d3
Product: defective in cullin neddylation 1 domain containing 3
Exons: 4
Coding region: 613-1506 (297 amino acids)
Biological process (GO): protein neddylation; positive regulation of ubiquitin-protein transferase activity
Cellular component (GO): ubiquitin ligase complex
Molecular function (GO): ubiquitin conjugating enzyme binding; ubiquitin-like protein binding; cullin family protein binding
Source: RefSeq, a predicted model, not a curated record